AGCCUUAACAUCUUUGAUUUUCUUGCUGGAUUUGUAAUGUUGACGAAAUUUGAGUGAGAGUGGAACACGUGUGUUUGUGUAUUGUGUUGUAUUUAUCUGCCAGGAGUGAAAUAAGUUGUAAAUAUGUCUCAGUCAGAAAUUGUCACAAGUACUUCAGUGAAUGGAUCUCUUACUGAAGAUGCUAAAGAAAAUCAACCACCGAAGACAGCGAAACAGCUGGAAAAGGAAGCAAAGAAACUUGCUAAAUUAGAAAAAUUUAAACAGAAGAAAGAUAAACAGAAGGACGUAACAAGCCAACCUAAAGAAAAGUCGGAAAAAAAAGAAAAGAAGAAGGAGAUUAAAGAAUCAGCAGUCUACACAGCAGCUACACGCGAUGGUGAUAAGAAAGACACCCUGUGUCCAAUGCCUGAUGCUUAUAGUCCACGUUUUGUUGAAGCAGCGUGGUACAGUUGGUGGGAAAAGGAAGGCUUCUUCAAACCAGAAUAUGGGCAAGAAGAUAUAUUAGCAACAAAUCCAAAAGGAAAGUUUGUGAUGAUAAUUCCACCUCCAAAUGUUACUGGAUCUCUUCAUUUAGGACAUGCGCUGACAAAUUCUAUUGAAGAUGCCAUUACAAGAUGGAACCGGAUGAAAGGUCGCACAACAUUAUGGGUUCCUGGGUGUGAUCAUGCUGGAAUUGCCACACAGGUUGUUGUGGAGAAGAAGUUAUGGAAGGAAGAAAAGAAGACUCGCCAUGAUAUUGGGAGAGAAAAAUUUAUUGAGAAAGUGUGGCAGUGGCGCAAGGAAAAAGGAGAUACUAUCUAUGAACAGCUUCGUAGGCUUGGGUCAUCACUGGAUUGGGACCGAGCCUGUUUCACUAUGGAUCCAAAAUUGUGUAGAGCAGUUACAGAGGCAUUUGUACGCCUUCAUGAUGAAGGUGUUAUAUAUCGAAGCAAUCGUUUAGUGAAUUGGUCCUGUACUUUAAAGUCUGCGAUAUCAGAUAUUGAGGUGGAUAAAGUAGAACUUUCUGGGCGUACUUUGUUAUCUGUGCCUGGCUAUGAAGAAAAGGUUGAAUUUGGCGUCCUGGUAUACUUUGCAUACAAAGUAGAAGGAACCGGCGAAGAAGUUGUUGUUGCAACCACACGUAUUGAGACAAUGCUUGGAGAUUCAGCUGUUGCUGUGCAUCCAGAAGAUGAACGUUAUAAACAUUUACAUGGAAAAUUUGUUGCACAUCCAUUUUGCAAUAGGAAACUUCCAAUUGUGUGUGAUGAUUUUGUGGACAGAGAGUAUGGAACAGGUGCUGUAAAGAUUACACCUGCCCAUGAUCAUAAUGAUUACGAAGUUGGAAAACGCCAUAAGUUGCAAUUUAUUACAAUCUUUAGUGAAGAUGGGCGUAUUAUUGGAGACUGUGGAGAAUUUACAGGAAUGAAAAGAUUUGAUGCACGCAAAGCAGUUGUUGAGGCUUUAAAAUCGAAAGGAUUAUAUCGUGAAACAAAAGGUAAUCCAAUGGUUGUUCCCAUUUGUAGCAGAUCCAAAGAUGUGGUUGAACCUCUUAUCAAACCACAGUGGUAUGUACGCUGUAAUGAAAUGGCAGCAGCAGCUAUGGAUGCUGUGCAUUCAGGUGAACUAAAAAUUAUUCCUGAGCAUCACACAAAAACGUGGUUCCACUGGAUGGAAAACAUCAGGGACUGGUGUGUUUCGCGGCAACUCUGGUGGGGUCAUAGAAUACCAGCAUACCAUGUAAUUCUGAAAGAUCCGUCUCUACAAAAGGGAAUGGAUGACGAUAAAAAUUGGGUAAGUGGGCGAACUGAGGACGAAGCACGUCAGAAAGCAGCAAAGAGGUUCAGUGUGGCACUGACAGACAUUACACUGAAACAAGAUGAAGAUGUCCUGGAUACCUGGUUUUCAUCAGGGCUGUUUCCUUUCUCUGUUUUUGGAUGGCCAGAUGAGACAAAAGAACUGAAGGCUUUUUAUCCAGGAACACUGUUGGAGACAGGACAUGACAUAUUGUUUUUUUGGGUUGCAAGGAUGGUAUUCUUUGGGCAAAAACUUCUAAAGAAACUUCCAUUUAAGGAAAUAUUCCUUCAUCCAAUGGUACGAGACGCACAUGGUAGGAAGAUGAGCAAGUCUUUGGGAAAUGUUAUCGAUCCUAUGGAUGUCAUUCAUGGAAUAUCUUUAGAGGAUCUCCACAAACAAUUAACAAAUAGCAAUUUGGAUCCUAGAGAGAUAGAAAGAGCAAAGCAAGGUCAGAAACAGGACUAUCCCAAUGGCAUUCCAGAAUGUGGAGCAGAUGCUUUGAGGUUUGCUUUGUGUGCAUAUGUAAGCCAAGGGCGAGAUAUAAAUUUGGACAUUUUGAGGGUGCAAGGAUAUAGAUUCUUUUGCAAUAAGCUUUGGAAUGCCACAAAAUUUGCACUUAGUUAUUUAGGGACAGAUUUUACACCAAACUCUAAACUAAGAAAUAAAAGUGCAAGUAACAAAGGCAAGAAAGAACUGAAUAAUGUGAAUCACCUGUUGAGGAUUAUCUCGUCAUGUGAAAACGACAGAAAUUUUCACCUAACAAUGAGUGACUGUGAAAUAGUUGACUCCUAUCUUACUGAUUAUAGUUACCUCCAAGGCUACACACCUUCCAAAUCAGAUUUGAUUGUUUGUGGUGCACUGAAUGACAAUGGUGAAUUAGAAAGAUUUCCAAAUAUGCUCAGGUGGUAUAAGCACAUUAGUAGCUUCAGCUCUGAAGGGAACAAAUUGCCUGCUACAGUGUAUGGUGUUUGCAGUGAUGGUCCUCAAGACUCUGAAAGUGAGAGUUGUGAAAGUGAAUCGCCGAUGGAUCUUUGGAUGCGUAGUCGGCUAGCUGCUGCUGUCAGAAGUUGUAAUGAAGGCUUUGAAAAGUAUGACUUCCCACAGGCAACUACUGCAUGCUAUAAUGUGUGGCUUUAUGACCUUUGUGAUGUCUAUCUAGAAUAUUUAAAGCCUGUCUUCCAGAGCAAUGACAAAGAAGCAAUGAAGUCAGCAAAAAAUACGUUGUAUCUUUGCUUACAUGUGGGACUUCGUUUGCUGUCUCCAUUCAUGCCUUUCAUAACUGAAGAAUUAUUCCAGAGGAUUCCACAUUCUGGCUGUGAAGCAAAAAGUAUUUGUGUUAGUCAAUAUCCAGAUGAGAAAGAGUGUCCUUGGAGAAAUCUUGAGGUGGAGUCCGAGGUUGAGUUUAUACAGAAAAUUAUACACAUAGUGAGGUCAACACGAUCCGACUAUACUCUGCCCAACAAGGUUAAAACAGAAGUUUAUAUAGUAUGCUCAUCAUCAGAUGUGGCUAAUCUUAUUGUGAAGUACUCUUCUGCCAUAUCAACUCUGGCUUACUGCAACAAGGUGGAAGUUUGUGACAAUCCUCCACUUGGCUGUGCAAUUCUAACUGUAUCUGGACAAUGCGAGGUUCACUUAAUGUUAAAGGGACUAGUUGAUCCCAGCAGAGAAAUUGAGAAAUUACAGAAAAAAGAGGAGUCACUGAACCAACAGGUUACUAAACUGCAUCAAGCCAUGUCAGCUGAAGAUUAUGAGAUAAAAGUUCCCGAAGAAGUUCGUAAAGCAAAUGAAGAGAAGCUCUCACACAGUGAGGCAGAACUGCAAAAGAUAAACCAUGCUCUGAAAUUACUAAGGACAAUGUGAGAUUGUACCCAUUGCUGCAACCAUUGUGUAGGGCUAUGUACUGUUAGAUGACGUAUCAGAAAGAGGCCAGAGUAUGAAAAGAUGGAUAGAGGCAAGAUUCAUAUAAGCUGAGUAAUAUGGAUAUCUGUAAACACUCAUUGUAAUUCUAGUGUUGACAAAAGUAUAAAAAAGGUAUGCCAUUUUCUUGGAAGUAACACAAACAAACUACAGAAAUAUCUCUAAAAUAAUUAAAGAGGGUAGAGAAAUGACCCCGUAGAAUGAUGAUAUCAGUGAAUAUUGUGUCCACAAGCUCUUUGUUGCACACUCAAUUUAGUUUUCAAAACCUUUUUGCUGUGUGCUAUUCAAAAUAAUGAAAGAUAUGUGGGAGAUAAGAAUGAUGUGUGGAAAAUGUAGACAUUCUGUUUCAUCUGUGUAAUUAUUUUCCAAUAGGAAAGGGCAAAAUGUUUCCAUACGAUCACUUACAUUCUGAUGUUAUGGGAGUUUUACGUUCCAAUUUGAAGAACAUUGAAACUUUGAAGAAGAGGCACACACCAAACAAAAUUAAGGAAUGGUUCCAAUACCCACGUAAAUUUUGAAAAACAAAAGUUAGGAAAUGCUGGUGUGAAAGGGGGGGGGGUGAUUGAUGUAUAUCACCAUCUUGUCAGAAUGAUUUUGUGUAGAGAGUACUAUCACAGACAUGCAUGAUUGUUCUGUAGCAUCAUUGAGUGACUGAGUGUUCAAUAGGUGACCUUUGCUCACAGGAACCUCAAGGCAUUUGGACUGUUAGAGAUUAAUCUCUGCGAUAAUAACUGAAACAGAUUAUAAUGCACAGCAUGUUGGUCAUGGACAGAUCUUUACAACGAGUAAACUGUUGGCGAGACAAAGAAACAGAUCAGUCACAUGAUGAUUUUUUUUAGUUUUUAUUAAAAACAUGUAACUUAUGUGCUCUUUUUAAUUUUGUUUCCACAAAAUGGUGGUUACAUAAUGUUUAAUUUCAAAAUAAUUCCUCUUUAACUUUGCCAAGAACUCUCAAGAAAUGGUGUGAACUUAAUCUUUUGAUCAGUUUUUAUUUGAGUCAUGUUAUGUCCCUGUACACAAAGAAUUGUUCAAGAGUGGCAUCCUUUAUAAAGAUUUUUUUUUCCCCCACUAUUUACUCUAUUGGUUUUUCCUGUAAUGAGAACAGACAUUUCAAGGUGUGAAAAUGAAAAGCUAUAAAACUAAUGUAUCACUCUAAUAAAUCAUUUUGUGUGUAAUGACUCUCAGUGCUGUUCCAUCUUUUUAAAUCACUUCUAGAGAAGCACUCUUCUCCUAUUAAUUUUGGGCAUGUGAUAGGGAAGGGGUGGGCAUUCCAGUCUGGCUUUCACUGCUUUUUGUGUGUAUGUUUUGGAAGGAAGGAAGGGAGGGAGGGAGAAAAUAUGUAUGUACUGGAACAGGAGAAAGAGUGAUAGUUCAAAAGCUAGUGUAUGUAAGUGCACAUACACAUAUCUUUAUAUUCUUUUCGAGGCAGCAUGUGAACAGUAUAAGGUGAAGAUAAAAAAAUUCAUAGAAUUUUGUAGAAGAUUGAUAUCCAGUAAUUUUGUCAUAAUUUACGUAAUGUAGACCACAUGUGAACUUUUAUCGUGAGAUUUAAAACUAUCCAAAGCACUAAUGAUUGCAGAAAUGGUUACAGUGUUGAUGACACUAGUUUAGUAAGUUAUGUUACGGAAAUGAACAGUAUUUUCUUAAUGUUAUUUGUUUAUAAUUAUUUAUCAAUAAACUUGUAAAGUAA
This is a messenger RNA of Schistocerca cancellata (South American locust), 5380 nucleotides long. It is a transcript of the gene ValRS, whose product is annotated as valine--tRNA ligase. Gene Ontology annotation, molecular function: ATP binding; valine-tRNA ligase activity; aminoacyl-tRNA deacylase activity. Gene Ontology annotation, biological process: valyl-tRNA aminoacylation. The transcript is spliced from 18 exons. Lineage: Eukaryota; Metazoa; Arthropoda; Insecta; Orthoptera; Acrididae. Bases 124 to 3633 code for a protein of 1169 amino acids. The record is from RefSeq and is a predicted model, not a curated record. Gene Ontology annotation, cellular component: cytosol.